Messenger RNA from Parnassius apollo (apollo), 702 nucleotides. NCBI's taxonomy places the organism in Eukaryota, Metazoa, Arthropoda, Insecta, Lepidoptera, Papilionidae. The record is from the annotation of a GenBank genome assembly.
AUGAUUGCUAUCACCGUUUUGUACUCUCUUAUUGGGUUAAGAUUAAAAAGAUCCCAUAGCCAUAGAGAUAAUCAACAUCGUCAGAAUUUCAUGAGGCAUGUACCAACGAUAGAAAAAAUACACCGGAAGAACCACCAAUCGACAAAAAGAGUUAUUAAAAUGUUGGUUGCCGUGGUUGUUGCGUUCUUCGUCUGCUGGGCACCUUUCCAUGCACAAAGGCUAGUCGCGAUAUACGGCACGCGGGAAGACCACCUUGCAAAAUCUCCAACCUUACUCUGCGUUUAUUCUACCCUCACUUACAUCUCAGGAAUUUUUUACUACAUGUCCACGUGCAUCAAUCCAUUUUUUUAUCACAUCAUGUCGAAUAAAUUCCGAGACGCUUUUAAGAAUUCAGUUACGAAAUGGUGCUGCCGAAUAAAGGACACUCCUGGAAAUAAGCGGGAUUUUUACACUGCAAUGCCUUUUUCCCAGAGAACUACUUCAAAUGGCACCAAAAAUUCUGAUAAAUCUCUAGGCAACCGGUCUUCAAACAAGACAAAGUGUUUCGAAAUGUCAGACAAGCAGACGAAUACUGGAGAGAAGCAAUAUUGUCAAGUAUGCGACAACUGCAAGAAACGACUGGACACUCCAUUUCAAGAAUUCGAGCUUAAAAAUAUCGGCAAGCAAUCGACGCAAUUGGACACGCAUAAUCUAGAAGAAUGA